AGAGCUGUGGGUUUGGGUGCUGGGGAUUCCUGGGUCAUUGCAAUGAGGCUGGGGCUGGGGUGGUGGUGUCUAUGUCCCAGCUGAGCACACGUGUAUCACUGUGUAUUCUAGUUCACGUCCAUGUGUGUGCUUACCUCCACAUCCUGUGUCACGGCUUCUGCACUGGCAUCUUGUACUAGUUUGUCCCUACAUGGCUCUGUAUCCUUGUGUUUGUAUAUCUCUGUGUUCUGCGUCAAUGCAUGCCCAUGUGUCCCCAUAUGUGUGCCAUUCCUGUGCCCAUACACCACAUCUCGGUGCCCACCUCCCUGCUCUUGCAUGGCAUCAACACGCUGUGCACCCACACCCUCUGUCUGCCUCUGUCCACCCCCUCUGCCUGACCUUGAGCCCUCCAGGUGGGCUCUGCAUUAACCAGGAAGAGCGGCUCAUUCAUCACCUCUUUGAGGAGAGAGGCUACAACAAGGAGGUGCGCCCCGUUGCCUCUGCUGAUGAGGUUGUGGAUAUCUACCUGGCCCUCACCCUCUCCAACCUCAUCUCACUGAAAGAGGUGGACGAGACACUCACCACCAACGUAUGGGUCGAACAAAGCUGGACUGAUUACCGCCUGCAGUGGAACACAUCUGAGUUUGGGGGCGUCAGCGUGCUCCGCCUGCUGCCAGAGAUGCUGUGGCUACCUGAGAUAGUCCUGGAGAACAACAAUGACGGGCUCUUUGAAGUCGCCUACUACUGCAACGUGCUGGUCUACAACACCGGCUAUGUCUACUGGCUGCCCCCUGCCAUCUUCCGUAGCGCCUGCCCCAUCAACGUCAACUUCUUCCCCUUUGACUGGCAGAACUGCACCCUCAGAUUCAGCUCACUGGCAUACAAUGCACAGGAGAUCAGCAUGCACCUGAAGGAGGAGAGUGACCCAGAGACUGAAAAGUAUUACCGAGUGGAGUGGAUCGUCAUUGACCCUGAAGGCUUCACGGAAAAUGGCGAAUGGGAAAUCAUCCACCGCCCAGCCCGCAAGAACAUCCACCCCAGCUACCCCACUGAUAGCAGCGAGCACCAGGACAUCACCUUCUACCUCAUCAUCAAGCGCAAGCCACUCUUCUAUGUCAUCAACAUCGUCAUACCCUGCGUCCUCAUUGCCUUUAUGGCCAUCCUUGUCUUCUACCUGCCUGCUGACAGUGGUGAGAAGAUGACUCUGGUGAUCUCAGUGCUCCUGGCCCAAUCUGUCUUCCUCCUGCUGGUCUCCCAGCGCCUACCUGCCACCUCCCUCGCCAUCCCCCUCAUUGGCAAGUACCUCCUGUUCAUCAUGCUGCUGGUGACGGCUGUGGUGGUGAUCUGCGUCGUGGUCCUCAACUUCCAUUUCCGCACCCCCAGCACUCACAUCAUGUCUGAUUGGGUCAAAGAGGUGUUCCUGGAGUUCCUGCCCCCCUUGCUGCGUAUGUCACACCCAGCUGAGAGCCCAGCAGGUGCCCCAUGCAUCCGGCGCUGCAGCUCAGCCGGGUACAUCGCCAAGGCAGAGGAGUACUACAGUGUCAAGUCCCGCAGCGAGCUCAUGUUUGAGAAGCAGUCAGAGAGGCACGGGCUGGCCAGCCGUGUCACCCCUGCUCGCUUUGCACCAGCAGCCACGAGCGAGGAGCAGCUCUACGAUCACCUGAAACCUACCUUGGAUGAGGCCAACUUCAUUGUCAAGCAUAUGAAGGAGAAAAACAGCUACAAUGAGGAGAAGGACAACUGGAACCGCGUGGCGCGCACCCUGGACCGCCUCUGCCUGUUCCUCGUCACCCCCAUGCUGGUGGUGGGCACGCUCUGGAUCUUCCUCAUGGGCAUCUACAAUCACCCACCACCACUGCCCUUCUCUGGAGACCCCUUUGACUACCGGGAGGAGAACAAGCGCUACAUAUAGGGCAGCUUUGAGGGUGAUGGGGGUCCUAUGUGGCAGCCCCUCCAUUCCUUCCUGCCUAUCUGCUGUGGCUAGGAGAAAUAAAGUUGGGUGCUUCACAAUAUGGG
Messenger RNA from Coturnix japonica (Japanese quail), 1995 nucleotides. The record is from RefSeq and is a predicted model, not a curated record. NCBI's taxonomy places the organism in Eukaryota, Metazoa, Chordata, Aves, Galliformes, Phasianidae.